CAUUCGCCAUAUUCUACGAAAUGUUAAAUUUUUUGUAUAUACCACAAGCAGAUCCCAAUCCAUUGCCUUUGUUGGACUCACCAUGGCCAAUUUUGUUGAUACUGAGUUCAUAUCUAAUAUUUGUGCUGAAAGUGGGCAGAAUUUAUAUGGAAAAUCGUCAACCAUAUAAACUUAAAAGAGUUUUACGGGUCUACAACCUCCUACAGGUCUUGUACAAUGCCAUUUGCUUUGGAGUUACCUUCUAUUAUAUAAUCAUUGUAGGUAUAUGUGAUCUACAUUGCAUGGAAACCUUUCCACAAGGUCAUGAGCGAAAGACUUUGGAGCGAUCUGUGCAUUUUGCCUUCAUAUUCAACAAAAUUCUCGAUCUCAUGGACACGGUGUUCUUCAUACUACGCAAGAGCUACAAACAGGUGACAUUUUUGCAUGUCUAUCAUCACGUUUUUAUGGUAGCCGGCGGAUAUACAUUGAGCCGUGCAUUUGGUACUGGCGGACACUUGAAUAUGCUCGGCCUGCUCAAUAGUUUCGUUCACAUAAUCAUGUACUUCUAUUACUACCUCUCGGCUGAAUAUCCUGGAGUUAAGGCAAGCAUUUGGUGGAAGAAAUAUAUUACACUGACACAGAUUGUUCAGUUUGUAAUCCUUUUCUUCUAUUCGUUCUAUGUGAGAGUAUUUUCCCGCCCGGAUUGUAGAGUACCACAUGUUAUGCUUUAUGUAAAUAUGAUGCAAGGAAUGAUUUUCUUCUAUCUAUUUACAUCUUUCUAUUUUAAGACUUAUUUGAGACCAUUAAAAAAAAAAGAAAAUUAAUAAAAAUACCUAAAUGUAUA
Drosophila willistoni is the source of this 823-nucleotide messenger RNA. Its product is annotated as elongation of very long chain fatty acids protein F. The record is from RefSeq and is a predicted model, not a curated record. Gene Ontology annotation, cellular component: endoplasmic reticulum membrane. Gene Ontology annotation, molecular function: fatty acid elongase activity. The transcript has 3 exons. The coding region runs from base 21 to 803 and encodes 260 amino acids. Lineage: Eukaryota; Metazoa; Arthropoda; Insecta; Diptera; Drosophilidae. Gene Ontology annotation, biological process: fatty acid elongation, polyunsaturated fatty acid; sphingolipid biosynthetic process; fatty acid elongation, saturated fatty acid.